Molecule: messenger RNA, 1479 nt
Organism: Lactuca sativa (garden lettuce)
Lineage: Eukaryota; Viridiplantae; Streptophyta; Magnoliopsida; Asterales; Asteraceae
Product: serine acetyltransferase 1, chloroplastic
Cellular component (GO): cytoplasm
Molecular function (GO): L-serine O-acetyltransferase activity
Source: RefSeq, a predicted model, not a curated record
UAAGAUCCACUCCGGACACAUCCACAGCCGCCGCUACCAGUAAGCGUAACGUUCACAAAAGCAGAAGAUCCCCUCUUUUUAUGUUUACAAACGUGUUUACUUUUUCUGAUUUUUUUUUUUUAAAAAAAUUUUUCUCCCAUGAAAGCUCUGGUCUCUGCCCUAUCCACGCCUCAAAAACUGCACAUUAUAGCGGUACCCCCUCUCCGUCCACAAUCUCCUCAGUUUUCCAUAAUAAUCUUCAUUCCAUGUCUGUCCAUUUUCUCGGAUCAUUACUACUGUCUCAUUCUUCCUUAGCAAACCCACUGAAAAAUUUCGUCGAUUCCUACAAAAAACAAGACAAGAAGAGGUCUGUUGAUAUUCACAAUUCAAGAACACAAGUUCUUGAAUGUAAUAACAAUAAUGCCAAAUUCUGCAGACCCGAUUACUCUGACCAGUUUUCCUGCGUACCCAUCUCAAAGAUUCAAACACAACCUGUCCCUGUACACAAAGAUGGAGAAGACGAAGAAGAUGAGGAUCUGUGGCUGACAAUGAAAGCCGAAGCUCGAUCAAACGUUGAUCAAGAGCCCAUUUUGUCAAACUAUUAUUUCAGCGCAAUCUUGUCUCAUGAUGUUAUCGAGAGCGCUCUAGCUGAUCAUCUUUCCGUGAAGCUUAGCGAUUCAAGUCUCCCUAGUGGAACCCUAUACGAUCUUUUCAUGAGUGUGCUUACAGAUGAUUCAGAGAUUGUUACAGCCGUUAAAGAUGAUUUGAGGGCUGUAAAGGAAAGGGACCCCGCUUGUAUCAGUUAUGUGCAAUGUUUCUUGAAUUUCAAGGGUUUUCUUGGGUGUCAGGCUCACAGAAUAGCACACAAGUUAUGGUCACAAGAUAGAAAGGUCGUAGCACUUGUGAUACAAAACAGGGUGUCGGAGGUGUGUGCAUUGGAUAUACACCCCGGAGCUAAGAUUGGGCGGGGGAUAUUGCUUGAUCAUGCCACCGGAGUAGUAAUCGGUGAGACUGCUGUAAUUGGGAACAACGUUUCAAUUUUGCAUAACGUCACGUUGGGUGGAACUGGGAAGAUUAGUGGUGAUAGGCAUCCUAAAAUUGGAGAUGGGGUUUUGAUUGGGGCAGGAACUUGUGUUUUGGGUAAUGUUAGAAUUGGAGAUGGGGCAAAGAUAGGGGCAGGAUCGGUGGUGUUAAGGGAUGUACCUGCUAGAACUACGGCUGUUGGGAAUCCUGCAAAACUCAUUGGAGGGAAACAAAAUCCAGUUAAGCUUGAUAAGAUUCCCGGUCUUACAAUGGAUCAUACUUCAGAUAUAAGUGAGUGGUCUGAUUAUGUUAUUUAAAGUUUUUACUUUUAAACAAACAGGAGGUGGGAUUAUAUUCUAGGCUUCAGGGAUAUCUGUUCUUGACUUUUUUGUUUGUUUGGAGAUAUUGUAUAUCUCUGAGAGUUGUUUAAAGGAUUUAAUCUAUGAUUAAUAAAAAUAGACUUUGAGGUUUUGAAAA